AUGCCCAACAUGAACGCCCAACCUGACCAAGCCAGACGUCAGAUCCAAGAUCAGCCCCCGCUUCCAACGAGCAUCGCAGUUCAAAACCAGCCCACGCAGGUUCAUUUUCCGAAUGUGCCAGCCGCCGCGGAAUUCGGUGCCAUUGCCCACGGCCCUGUCCAGAUCCCUCCCGACACUGUUGCACGAAGAGAGCGCCUGAAGAAAGCUCUCCUAAGCCUCGACACUAAUCGCGAGGUCGCAUGGCAAAAGAUGUCCGGCCAUAUGCGCUACGAUUUCCACAAGGAGCUUGCCAAGGCCGAAACGCGCGCCGAGCCGCUCGAAGCCUGGGAGAAGUAUUUUCUGUCCAACAACUCAGAGGAAGACAAGAUCAGAGUGUACCGGGAGCUUGCCUUUGAGAGGUACAGGGAGCGGGAGAAGCUCUUGGUGAAGCUGAAGGAGCACCUCGAGAAGUACGACGGCCUGCGCAGUGAAAUGCAGAUGUUGAAGGAGCAUGUCUUCAACCUGGAAUAUACGAUCCAGCGGAAUGAGUUUGCCAGGCAGCAGAUGACGAGGAGGAUUGCCGAGCUAGAGAGGAGCCAUCUGGUGUUGACUUCGGGUUUGGACGAGAGGAUUCAUCUCUUGAAUGAGAAGGUAGACAGAAAGGUCCAGGAGUUGGAGGGGGCGGUUGAAGAGAUGAAGAAGAGUGAGGAAGGGCUGUCAGAUAUGGAGGAGGAGCAUACCUGGUAA
Molecule: messenger RNA, 726 nt
Organism: Neurospora hispaniola
Lineage: Eukaryota; Fungi; Ascomycota; Sordariomycetes; Sordariales; Sordariaceae
Exons: 1
Coding region: 1-726 (241 amino acids)
Source: RefSeq, a predicted model, not a curated record